UGAAAAAACAAAAGAUGAACACCAUUUCUUGCUCAAAGGUCUUCCUUGUGCUGCUUGUAACUCUCUUGCCAAACCAAAUUUUUGCGGAUCAAAAUUUAAUCUCCUCAGCUUGUGGUCACACUCUGUACAAGGAUCUGUGCACCACAACUCUUGAAUCGGACCCCGAGAGCAGCUCGGCUACUAGUUUUGAUGUCCUAACCAAAGUUGCACUAAAACAUGCAACAUCUACAGCUACCGAAAUACAUGACCAGGUCACAACACUGCUCAAAGGAUCGUCGAGCAAUAAGGAUGCCCUAACAGGUUGCAAUAAGAACUUCCAAGAUGCAAUCGAACGACUUGCGGCAGCGAGCAAGUCCCUGGCAUCUAAGAAGUACUUUGAUGUUUAUACAUGGGUGUCGUCUGCCGUGAGUUCUAGUGACACAUGUGGCGAAGGCUUCAAGAAAGUGGGAGAAACCAAAUCUCCAUUAGCCGAUCAGAGUACCACAUUUGCCCAUCUUGGCAGCAUUGUCAUAGACAUUACCAAUCAACUCAAAUGAAAGGCUGCUAAUCUCGUUGUCUCAACUCAAUUUACAUAUUGAGCUUAGUUUUCGGCAAUAAAAAAGUCCUUCCGUUACACAACUAA
Messenger RNA from Corylus avellana, 622 nucleotides. RefSeq lists its product as uncharacterized. Lineage: Eukaryota; Viridiplantae; Streptophyta; Magnoliopsida; Fagales; Betulaceae. The record is from RefSeq and is a predicted model, not a curated record. Gene Ontology annotation, molecular function: enzyme inhibitor activity.